Molecule: messenger RNA, 2067 nt
Organism: Penicillium macrosclerotiorum
Lineage: Eukaryota; Fungi; Ascomycota; Eurotiomycetes; Eurotiales; Aspergillaceae
Product: putative nuclear localization protein
Exons: 3
Coding region: 1-2067 (688 amino acids)
Cellular component (GO): nucleus
Molecular function (GO): chromatin DNA binding
Source: RefSeq, a predicted model, not a curated record
AUGAACGGACUGGCUGAGGUCGUCGACGGCUCAGGCACGAUCGAUCCGGCUAAUUUGAGUAACUCCGUCUCUGCUCUGCCGGCACCAUCCCCUGCUGAACCCAGUCUCCGUGGGAUCAAGCGUAGUCGCACUCCAGAUCAUAGCGGGAAUGGUCAUCCAGAAGGCGAUCAGGACGAUGAGGAUCAAGGCCGUCGCAAACGCGGUCGUCCCCCAAAGACUUCCCGAGCUGGCUCUAGCGACCAUCCAGCUGGGAGCACCCCGGUGCAAACCCCCCAGAUGCAAUCCCGCCCACUCCCUCACCAACCUGCUGCAUCGCCUCCGUUGGCAUCGCCCCCCGACAAAGGCACGCCCACAAAGACUCUCGUCAAGGCCCUUCCGACCGUCCGCGACCACACAUCGGAUCAGCUGAAUCCGGAAGGCGACGAAUACAUCCCCAAGGAGUUUGAUGAUGCGGGAGAGACGAAGGUGGAUCCCAUGGGAUAUCCCCAAGGUGGCCGUGAAUAUAAAUGUCGAACAUUCCGCGUCCCCAACCGAGGCACCAAGCUCUUUAUGCUAGCGACCGAGUGUGCGAGGGUCCUGAACUAUCGGGAUUCGUACCUACUUUUCAACAAGAAUCGUUCGCUGCACAAGAUUAUCGCAAAUCAAGUCGAGAAAGAUGAUCUGAUCCAGCAAGAUAUUCUCCCGUAUUCCUAUCGCUCUCGUCAAAUUGCCAUUGUCUCUGCCCGAUCUAUGUUCCGGCAGUUCGGCAGUCGGGUAAUCGCCAAUGGUCGUCGCGUUCGGGAUGACUAUUGGGAGAGCAAGGCCAGGAAGCAGGGUUUCACGGAAGAAGACCUCGCGGGCGAGAAACGCCCCGGUGCCACCAAAGCCCGGGAUGCUACAACCACGGAAACCACAACUUCGACCCUAUUGCCCCUUCCCCAUCACGAUGUCAUCUUUAGCAACACCAUUGAUCCCUUGCCUCCGGGUCUAUCGUUGGAUGUUACAGAUACUUCGUCGCCGUUUAAUCAGCUACCUAUGAUUCAUAUGGCCACUACGGAUGAUCCACGACUCCGAGACUACAACACCAUGCCACGUUCGCGCCAAGAACUGACUGGUCAGCCCUACCAAGACAAUACUCGUACUAGUACAGGGGCAGAGAUCAUUCACCAGGCUCAAACAGCCGCAGAUUUCAACAAAGUCCUCAGCACGCAGCGAGGCUUUCGUCUCAGGGGUUUGGAUGAGUUUUAUGCCAAGCCCCGUGAACUUCCCGAAUCAGAGGCCCAGGUGACCACUGCGCUGGACUCUGGUUUGUCUGUAUCACAGCCCAUUCAAGCCGUCCAGGGACCACCGACGAGUAUCCCAACCGCUCCUCAUGGACAACAUCCAAUCCCUCAUCAAGCCAUGAUGUCCGGUCAACCAUCUUAUCCACAGCAGGCACAUCAUCAGCCCGUCGGCCAGUCUCCUGUACGGGGGAUGCCCGCAGGCAUACAACCCAACCUCAUGCACCAGCGAUCCAACCCAUCCAUCCCAGCAGGUGUACCCCAGGCCCCUUACGCAUACCCUCCUCAACAGUCGCAGCAGAUGUGGGGUCAGCCACCACUACAUCCACAGCAGCAGCAGCAGUCCCCCAUGGCCGCCUCCACUGCACAAGGGGUCGGGAUGCCUCAGUUCAACCAACAAAUGCCUCCGGCCCCUCCGCAGGCACCAUCCCCUCUUCAUCAUGGCCAGCAGCAGCAACCUCAGCAGUCCCCUCGCAACCAACACCGCCCAUCAGUGCCGCACAUGCCGCAGCAGUUUCAGCAGAUGCAGCAUCCUCAAGUACAGCAGCAAAUGGGCAAUAUGGGAUUCCCCUCCGGCGCUCCGGCUGGAUAUCCCAACAUGGCAGCCCGGGCCAUGUAUCCCUCUAACCAGGGACCGGGUGGUCAAGCUUUCAUGCCAGGCAACCCACAGCAGGCAGGCCUGGCUAUGGGCAUGGGUACCACGGGCGCUAUGCCCGGGUGGCCCGCGGGGCCUACCGGACCCAUGCAGCCCGGUCAACCCCAGCCAGGUCAAUCUGGCAGCCCAUUAGGUGGGUGGUCUGGCUACUAG